This is a messenger RNA of Cladocopium goreaui, 1224 nucleotides long. NCBI's taxonomy places the organism in Eukaryota, Dinophyceae, Suessiales, Symbiodiniaceae. The record is from the annotation of a GenBank genome assembly.
AUGACAGCUUGCGAGCGCGGUGGCAUCUUGCCCACUCCCCUGGACUUUAUCACCGGUGGCUCGAGCACUUUGGACGCAGCCAACUGGGCUCUGGCGGAUUGCGACAUCAUCCCCGUGGCCACGAUGUUUCGCAGUGUCCCGGAGGUGAAGGAGGUGGAUCUGAGCCAAAACACCCUGCUGACGGACAAGUCCCUGGUGCCGCUGCUGCAGAAGAUGAAGAGAAACCCGGCCUGCGCCACGUUGACCCGACUCAGCCUGAGGCAGUGUGUCAGAUUGAGGGAAAAGGCCAUUCAGGAGAUCAUCAAUCUGGUUGAGAGUUCCAGUGGCUUGAGCAACUUGAAGAUCUUGGAUGUGAGUGGUAUUCCCUUCCCAGUGCGACUUCAGCUGGACUUCUGUCUGGCCCUGGGUGAGCAUUCCAACUUGGAGAAUCUGCACCUGGCGGAUGUGGGGCUUGGCAGUAACCCCGUGGCGAAGCAAUGCCUGGAAGCGCUCUUCAGAUGCAACACGCUUUUGGCCUUGGACCUGAGCUGGAACGCCUUUGGAGAUGAGGUCUUUGGUGCCAUCGGCGCCUAUGUCUCACAGCCGCACGUGCAUUUGCGGUCGCUCUCCUUGUCGAACUGCUCCUCGGCUGGCACAGAGGGCACGGAUCAAGAUCGGCAAAGCGAGCAGGCCAAGCCCUUCAAACCGGUCAAUCUGAUGUUGGAAUGCCUUUCCAAAGCCAAGAGCUUGACGUACCUGGACAUCUCCAUCAAUCGUUUAGAUCUCACAGGUGCCUUGAUUUUGGAGGAUGCAUUGAGUCGACAUCGUAGCCUCACGGAACUGGAUGUUUCUCGCAAUCCCUUUGGGAGUUUGGGGGCUCAUUCCUUGAUGCGCAUGUAUGCGGUUUCGCGGCUGGAGCGGCUACAUUGCAUCGAGAGCUUUGAUGUGGGGAAUGCCCGCGGGGAAGCUUUUCAAGUCUCCAAUCCCGAGGGCGUCUAUGCUCUCAAUCUGUCGCUGCCCUAUCACCGGUCGAUCCUGCGCAUGCUGCUGAAAUAUUGCAAGAGACUAUCCCUGUCUCCGAAGCAGGCCUUUACAGACUGCUCCUCGAACUUGCCAUCCUUUUCGGAAGAUGAAGAUGGGAUUUUUCAGGCUGCCCAAACUCCUGGUGGUUCCUGGUGGUUCCUGGUGGUUCCUGCACAAGACGGAGGACAUAUGAUAUAUUAUAUAAUAUGUACAUGCAUAUAA